Molecule: messenger RNA, 2010 nt
Organism: Racocetra persica
Lineage: Eukaryota; Fungi; Glomeromycota; Glomeromycetes; Diversisporales; Gigasporaceae
Source: the annotation of a GenBank genome assembly
AUGGCGAGUGGUCUUAAACUUACAGAAUUUGUAAAAAGGCCUGGCCUUGGUACAAAAGGAAAGCGUAUAAGAGUUCGCGCUAAUUUUUUCGAGGUUACUGGACUGCCUGAUGCCAACAUACAUCACUAUGAUGUUACAAUUACUCCUGACGUACCACCUGCCUUAAACAGAAGAGUCUUUAAACGGCUCGAAGAACUUGAACGUAAUAAUGGUUUGGGUGACGUUAGACCUAUCUUCGAUGGUAGAAAAAACAUUUUUACUGCGAAACCUUUGCCGUUUGGAGAGACGACAACAUUUGAUAUAAAUAUCCCAGAAGACGAUGGCGUAACGUCAACAAAGCGUCCACCACGUUCUUUCAAGAUUAAAAUUAAAAAGGUCAACACAAUUAAUAUGGAAGAACUUAGAAGAUUUUUAGAGAGUAAAUCAGAGUUGACACCAAAUUGUUUGACUGCUAUCAUGGCACUUGAUGUUUUGGUUCGGCAUCAUCCAUCAAUGACGUAUACUACUGUCGGAAGAUCAUUUUAUACCCCCGAAGGUUCACAGCCUCUUUUUGGCGGUGUGGAAGUAUGGCAGGGGUAUUAUCAGUCUGUUCGGCCUACGCCUAAUUCAAUGAUGAUAAAUAUUGAUUUAAGCGCCACUGCGUUUUAUGAAGGCGGUCCAUUGGUCCAAAUGGUAUUGAAGUUGCUUAAUCGACGAUCCGCUGAUGAAUUACGUCGUGGAAUAAGUGAUAGAGAUCGUCUUAAGCUUGAAAAAUCGUUAAAAAAACUUAAAAUCAAAGUUACACAUAGAGGUGAUACUGUAGCGAAACGUCGAUUCAAGAUACUUAAAAUAACAAGUACACCUGCUUCUUCAACUAAAUUUGACGUUGAAGGUCAAACUACUGAUGUGGCCUCGUACUUUCAAAAGACAUAUAACAUGCGUCUUAACUAUCCGUUUCUUCCAUGCGUCGUGAUUCGAAAAGAAAAUUACCUUCCUAUGGAAGUAUGUGAUGUAAUUGAAGGUCAACGACAUGUUCGUAAAUUAAACGAAAGACAAACUGCCGAUAUGAUUAAAUUUACAUGUCAGCAACCUCAUAUGAGAGCAAACAAAAUCAAGCGAGGAAUUGAAAUUCUCAAUUAUCGUCAAAAUCCAUACCUUCAGCAAUUUGGUAUGAAGGUUUCAAGUGAUAUGGUGGUAGUAAAUGCACGCGUUCUACCUAUUCCCACUUUACAGUAUCAUCCAUCAUCUAGGGAGGCCUCCUUUAAUCCCAGGGAUGGUCAAUGGAAUUUAAGAGAUAAAAAAGUUGCAACUGGUGCUACUCUUGGUUCAUGGGCUGUAAUCGCGUUUGGAGGUGAACGUGAUAUGGGAAUGCAAGCCAUAAGUCAUUUCAUUAGAGAAUUGAUCACUACUUGUCAAGAUACUGGCAUGAAUAUACCAACUAGAAACCCUCCUAUAUCGUACGCUAACCCUCAUGGUGACAUUGAAGCUUCUAUUAAACAGGCUUGGGUUCGUGCUGGUAACGCCGCAAAGAAUAAACCACAAUUGAUAUUGUGUAUAUUACCAAACACGGGUGUUGGACUGUAUGCUGAAAUUAAACGUGUUAGUGAUACUGUUAUUGGGGUGGCAACUCAAUGUGUUCAAAGCAAACAUAUGUUUUCUGCGAAAAAGCAAUAUUGUGCAAAUGUUUGUCUUAAGAUGAACGUGAAACUUGGAGGAAUGAAUUCUUUCAUUCUUCCUGCUGAAGUACCAUUUAUUUCAGAAAAACCAACUAUUUUAAUGGGUGCCGAUGUUACACAUCCUGGUCCUGGUGAUACUAUUCGUCCAUCCAUUGCUGCUCUUUGUGCUUCAAUGGAUUCCAAAGCAUCACGUUAUGCUGCUUCUAUUAGAUAUCAAACUGGUCGUCAGGAAAUCAUUACUGAUUUAGCCAGCAUGUGCAAAGAAUUAUUAAAAACUUUCUACCAAACUUGUGGAAAGAAGCCAGAAAGAAUUUUAUUUUAUCGUGACGGUGUUUCUGAGGGCCAAUUUUCACAA